UAAUACAAGUGCUAUUCGCACACCACCGGUGUCUGGGGAAUAAGUCGAGCUCCCUUUUCUCCGCAAGGAAGUAAAGACGUAAAGUUUCCGUCUUCAGUGUUGAAAUAACUACCGAAUGGUUCGAUCCGUUGUUAAAAUGGGUUUGCUUAGAAAGAUAGUGGUAUCAUUCGCAUUAUUAGUUGGAUUUUCAGCUGGGAUCAUAGCCUGGAUCUGGAUACGAUUAAGCUAUGAGCAUAUACCAAACAGAGUACUGCAUGCAAAAUCAUUACAGAACUCAUCGUUCGACUUUAUAAUUGUCGGAGCCGGAACGGCGGGUUGCGUUCUCGCCAAUCGUCUUUCCAGCAUUGCGAAUGUAACUGUAUUACUCAUAGAAGCCGGUGAGGUAUUCGGGCCAGCAUCCAUUGUGCCCCUGCUCAGCACAACGAUGCAGCAAACCGAAUAUGAUUGGUCCUUCCGAACGACUCCCCAGAAAUAUUCAUCGCAUGGACUAAUCAAUAAUCAACAAUUCUUGCCACGCGGUCGCGGUCUGGGUGGCUCGGGACAAAUCAAUUAUUUGUUGCACUUUACAGGAAUAAAGGAGGAUUUCGAGAGAUGGGAAAGGUUGGGAGCGCUAGACUGGGGCUACGAACGAAUGAAGCCGUACUUCGAGAAGCGCGAGAAGGGCGAGGAAAAAAAGAUUGACAGCACCUGCAACCCGAACUUGAAUGAUGAUGAAAUAUUUGAGCAAAAUCAGUAUCCUUCUCUAUCGCCUGACGCCAGCAAAUCAACAUUGCUUGAGUUCUGCGCCACAAAGAAAUCACCCACUGACCAACGGCCAUCUUCCGAUACUUCAAAUCUCCACAUAUCAACCGUCGAUCCCGAAACCAAUCAUCUCACAAAAACCUUCAUCGAAUCUUCCUCCGAGCUGGGCCCGGGGUACAGUUUUGACGCACCAAAAUACACCAUUCGCGAUGGCAUUCGCUGGAGCAGCUAUCACGAAUACCUUAGACCAACUUUCUCGCGCCCGAAUCUGUUCAUUCUGACCGGAACAAUCGUCCAGAAAAUCAUUUUUGACGAAGAUAAACGCGCAAUUGGGGUAGCCAUCGACAAUCCGGACACCAACAUCCCACUUGAGAUUCUCGCAAGAAAAGAGGUAAUUUUAAGCGCGGGUGCUAUCCAAACCCCGCAACUGUUGAAAUUAUCCGGUGUUGGUCCAAGCCUCGAGUUAAAACGCCACCGACUACCCGUUGUUCAUGACUCCCCGAAUGUUGGACAGAAUUAUUUCGAUCAUAUGAAUCUUCCACUGUUUGUGUCCAUCAACACGACCGCCAGCGUCACGCUGGACAAAAUCCUCAACAUUCAGAAUUUAUGGAAGUAUUUGAUCGAGGGCGAAGGUGUACUCGCAAACACAGCGGUAGCAGGAAUAGGAAGCCACCGGGGGAGCAAGUUUGGAAUCAUCCUGUUCGGAAUGGGAAGUGUUGAUGAGCAAGCUUUACGACACGUUUCCAACUUUAAGGCGGAUGUAUUUCGAGCUUUCUUUCCCCUGCACCAAAACACGAGCCAGGAAGGAUUCCUGUUUCUGAACACGUGCCAUCAACCGAAGAGCAGAGGAGCAGUAUACUUGCGCGAUACGAAAAUGGAGUCCAAAGUGUUCGUCAACCCAAACUAUUUGAAGGAUAAAUCUGACGUCGAUUGCAUGAUAAAGGCCAUUCGGAUAGCUGCGAAAACCGUGGAAACUGAACCAUUCAAAAAGAUCGAUGCGCGGAUCCAUUGGCCAGUGUUGAAAAGGUGUUCGAAUUUUGGACCUUUCGAAGAGGAUCUCCGCACCAAUAGACCCAGCGAUCGAUAUUUGGAGUGUAUUUUGCGGGUGGCGGCUUUAACCGGACACCAUCCCGGUGGCACAGCCUCCAUCGGAUUGCAUUCGGAGGCCGUUGUGGAAAACUAUCUGAGGGUUAAUGGCGUGAGUAGACUUCGGGUAGUAGAUGCCAGUGUGUUUCCUGCUCCAGUCUCAGGGACUCCGAACUCGAUCAUCAUUGCUGUGGCCGAAAAGGCAGCUGAUCUGAUCAUGAAUCAGAACAGUGUUGGUUAAGUUUUGUACAAUUGUUUGAAUAUACAUUUUGAUUCCUACUGGAUACGCA
This is a messenger RNA of Toxorhynchites rutilus septentrionalis, 2117 nucleotides long. RefSeq names its product neither inactivation nor afterpotential protein G (gene ninaG). Gene Ontology annotation, molecular function: oxidoreductase activity, acting on CH-OH group of donors; flavin adenine dinucleotide binding. Bases 116 to 2068 code for a protein of 650 amino acids. The record is from RefSeq and is a predicted model, not a curated record. NCBI's taxonomy places the organism in Eukaryota, Metazoa, Arthropoda, Insecta, Diptera, Culicidae. The transcript is spliced from 5 exons.